Messenger RNA from Lachnellula hyalina, 1398 nucleotides. RefSeq names its product 1,3-beta-glucanosyltransferase. Gene Ontology annotation, biological process: fungal-type cell wall (1->3)-beta-D-glucan biosynthetic process. The record is from RefSeq and is a predicted model, not a curated record. Lineage: Eukaryota; Fungi; Ascomycota; Leotiomycetes; Helotiales; Lachnaceae. Gene Ontology annotation, cellular component: cytoplasm; fungal-type cell wall. The coding region runs from base 1 to 1398 and encodes 465 amino acids. The transcript is spliced from 3 exons. Gene Ontology annotation, molecular function: 1,3-beta-glucanosyltransferase activity.
AUGAAGACCUUCAGCGCCAUCGCCGCAUUGGCAGCAGUUAGCUCUGUAUACGCCGUCCCAACCCCCACAGAAGAGCUGGUCCCACGAUCAUCGUCAUCUGGAACGGCAACCACUUCCUCAGUCGGAAGUCUAGCUCCCGUCACAGUCAAGGGAAAUGCUUUCUGGGUAGGAGACACCCGAUUCUACAUGCGUGGUGUGGACUGGCAGCCAGGUGGUUCGUCCGACCCUACGGACCCCAUGGCCGAUGAGGCUACUUGCACCCGUGAUAUCGCAGAGUUCAAAAAGCUGGGCUUGAACGCUGUCCGUGUCUACACCGUCGACAACACUGCCGACCACGACACCUGCAUGAAGGCUCUAGACGAUGCCGGAAUCUACUUGGUGCUCGAUGUCAACACCCCCAAGUACUCCCUCAACCGGGCUACCCCCUCGCCAUCCUACAACGCCCCUUACCUUCAAUCCCUCUUCGCGACCAUUGAUGCAUUUGCCAAGUACAACAACACCCUUGCCUUCUUCUCUGGAAACGAGGUUAUCAACGACGACACCACCACGGCCUGUGCACCCUAUGUUAAGGCUGUCACUCGUGAUAUGCGACAGUACAUUGGAAGCCAAGGAUACCGUAAGAUCCCUGUCGGAUACUCUGCCGCUGAUGUUGAGUCAAACCGAUAUGAAAUGGCUGCGUACAUGAACUGCGGUACUGAUGAUGAGCGCUCGGAUUUCUACGCUUUCAACGACUACUCGUGGUGUGAUCCUUCUUCUUUCGCGACUGCUUGGUCCACCAAGAUUGAGAAGUUGGCUGGAUACGGUCUCCCCAUUUUCCUAUCUGAGUACGGUUGCAACACCAACACCCGCAAGUUCGAGGAAGUUGCAUCUCUCUAUGGCAGCGACACGUCUGCUAUCUACUCUGGUGGUCUCGUCUACGAAUACUCUGAGGAGGGAAGCAAGUACGGUCUCGUCACCAUCUCUGGAAGCGACGUUACCGAAGGCCCGGAUUUCACUGCUCUCCAGACUGCUUUGGCCGCACAAGCCAACCCCACCGGUGACGGAGGAUACAACGCUACUGGUGGUGCCAGUGCUUGCCCUGCCCAGUCCGACAGCUGGGACGUCUCCGAUGACUCUCUCCCAGCCAUCCCACUAAAGGCCGCCGCCAUGAUGAAGAGCGGUGCAGGAGCUGGACCUGGUCUCACUGGUGCUGGAUCCCAAAACGCAGGUGACACCUCCCCCGGUACUGCUACCGCCGGCUCUGGAUCCGUCUCCGCUGUCUCAACAAGUGCUGCUUCCAGCUCAUCUGGUUCAUCCAAGAAGAGUGCUGCUUCUUCCCUCAGCCCCAUGGACUUCCGUCCCAUGGCCAUCUCUGGUGUCGUAUUGUUCUUCUCGUUCUUCGGCGCCAUGUUGCUUUAA